AUGUCUGACUCUACCCACUCCGGAGCAUCUCUUCCUCCGAAUCCAGCUUCUGCUGGAGCCCCAGGCUUCGAUGGCCAGGGAAAUCCCCAAGGCAACACCUCCCACAUGCCGCCUCCAGCACUCGCCCCUGUCAUUAUCCCUCAAAACAACAACCCUAUUCCAACUGCCAUCGGCUCGCCCAUGUCCGGCGGACUUACAUCGCCUACCAGCGCUGGUGGCUUUGUUCGUCGCGCCGCUCCUGAGCCAAACAAGAGGGCUUUGUAUAUUGGUGGAUUGGACUUACGUGUAACGGAAGAUGUCUUGCGUCAGAUUUUCGAGACCACUGGACAUGUCCAAAGUGUUAAGAUCAUUCCCGACAAGAACGUAAGUGAGACUCCUGCUUCGUAUCAGGCCAAAGGUUUCAAUUACGGUUUUGUCGAGUAUGACGACCCCGGUGCCGCCGACCGCGCUAUGAACACGCUCAAUGGACGACGGGUUCUCAAUAACGAAAUUCGUGUGAACUGGGCAUACCAGACCAACAAUGCACCCAAGGAGGAUACAUCGAACCACUUCCAUAUCUUUGUUGGAGACCUCUCUAACGAGGUCAAUGAUGAAGUUCUCCAGCAAGCAUUCGGAAAUUUUGGGAACGUCUCAGAGGCGCGUGUCAUGUGGGACAUGAAGACCGGACGCUCCCGUGGAUAUGGUUUCGUUGCAUUCCGUGAUCGCUCCGAUGCUGAGCGUGCACUCUCGUCUAUGGACGGAGAAUGGCUUGGGUCUCGUGCUAUUCGAUGCAACUGGGCGAAUCAGAAGGGCCAGCCUUCUAUUUCUCAGCAGCAGGCUAUGGCGCAGAUGGGCAUGACACCCACGACCCCGUAUGGCCACCACCAGUACCCCACCCAUGGCAUCCAAAGCUACGACAUGAUUGUCGCCCAGACUCCCGGAUGGCAGACUACGUGCUACGUCGGUAAUCUGACACCCUACACCUCGCAGUCUGAUUUGGUGCCUUUGUUCCAAAACUUUGGCUAUGUCGUCGAGACCCGCUUUCAGUCCGACCGCGGCUUCGCAUUCAUCAAGAUGGACAACCACGAGAAUGCCGCCAUGGCAAUCUGCAACUUGAGUGGCUACAAUGUCAACGGCCGUCCUCUUAAGUGCAGCUGGGGAAAAGAUCGUCCACCGACAGGGCAAUUCGAUGGGGGUGCCUAUUCUCCGGCGCAGGGUCCCAGCUCCGCAUAUCCUCCUACCCCUAAUGCAUAUUUUCCUCAAUACGGUGGUCCAGGUGGCCCAAUGUCUCCUCAAUCUGGACCUAGUCCAGGUGGACAACCAAACUAUCAGGCCCAACAAGGCUUCGGAGGCCCAGGUAUGGCCCAACCCUAUCAGCAAAUGCCACAGAAUCAACCUGGAUACGGGCGCGGAGGUGGUGGCCAACCCCAGGGUCAAUGGCCUCAACAAAGCCCCGGAGGUUACGGCCAGGUGAACAAUGGCUUUGGUGGCUACCAAGGCUAA
Messenger RNA from Pseudovirgaria hyperparasitica, 1482 nucleotides. RefSeq lists its product as uncharacterized. The record is from RefSeq and is a predicted model, not a curated record. The transcript is spliced from 5 exons. The coding region runs from base 1 to 1482 and encodes 493 amino acids. NCBI's taxonomy places the organism in Eukaryota, Fungi, Ascomycota, Dothideomycetes, Acrospermales, Acrospermaceae. Gene Ontology annotation, molecular function: RNA binding.